This is a messenger RNA of Thrips palmi, 841 nucleotides long. RefSeq lists its product as uncharacterized. The coding region runs from base 182 to 769 and encodes 195 amino acids. The transcript has 4 exons. NCBI's taxonomy places the organism in Eukaryota, Metazoa, Arthropoda, Insecta, Thysanoptera, Thripidae. The record is from RefSeq and is a predicted model, not a curated record.
GCCCUCUCUAACACCUCGAUGGGACGGUCCCAUAAGUGCGUGACCACACGAGGAAGCCACCGUUUGAAAUCAGACAGCAUCAUUUUGGUCGCCUCGUUGCUCUCGUUGUCAGCUUGUGAAUACGCUUUGACCUCGGACACUCAAACCGGCAAGGGCCAAAGGCGGGCGCCGCGAUUUCUUCAUGCUACCGCUCGCUGCGUUCCUGUUGGCCCCUGUCUUCCUAUCCCUAGUCCAAAGCAAAACAAUCCAAUCCUUCGCAGGUCCGUACAUCGCAUUCAGCCAUCUAUACAACCCAUGUCCAUCUCAAGAAACGUUCUUGAUACAGGCCAAAAUAAGUCACUUCAACCCCAGCAGGCCUUACGACUUGCAAACUGUUUUCGCAAAUAUGUCAUUGAAAGAGGAUUUUUCUGACGGAUAUUGGGCAUCUGCUACGAUGGCCGUGCGAUCUAAUAACCAAUGGAAAGAAAACGCUAUUGUGUUUAAUUUUCCACGAAAGGGGUGUUCGGUGAUUCGUGAGCACUUCCCUGACAUGUAUCGAUUUUUCGCGGAGGCGACCGGGACGCCGGUAGCGGACAAGACGGCUCCUUGUGUUUUUCGUAAGGGAAACUACGUCAUGACAGAGCCUCGUCCGGUGAACGCGACGUUUCCCAGCUUUCCGGUUCUGCCCUACGGACGCUACAAGUACCGGGGAACGUUGAGACGAACGAGCACCAGCCCCGUUCCCCUUGCGUGCCUUGAGAUGGACUGCGAAAUAAUUCCGAAACCAUGAGUUGCUUUGGCUAUUACCUUGCCUCACAUUUUAAAGUCAGGUGUGGGUGAAAAUCCUUUUCUCCCCAAAUGA